Messenger RNA from Aspergillus puulaauensis, 2574 nucleotides. Its product is annotated as putative GTPase activating protein (Gyp3). The transcript has a single exon. The record is from RefSeq and is a predicted model, not a curated record. NCBI's taxonomy places the organism in Eukaryota, Fungi, Ascomycota, Eurotiomycetes, Eurotiales, Aspergillaceae. The coding region runs from base 1 to 2574 and encodes 857 amino acids.
AUGGUCACGGGAAAUGGAGCUCUUCGAUACCCCCCGCAGGGUCCGAUGGGCGACCAAGAUUUUCCAGCACGCCGCAGAGCUCCCAAUCCCCUUCAUCUCGACCCUCUAAGAGCCAAUCCUCCUUAUCCCCGACCCUCAACUGCUGAUGGUCCUCGCCCGCCACAUUCCUAUUACCGUUCUCCUCCAUCUCCGCAUCCUCCACGCGCUCCGAGAAAAUAUCCUGCAUACCCCCAUCCCCCACGAGUUGAUUCCGCUCCACGCGCCGUUUCACCUGUCCCCCAUCGACCACGCCCCAACGAUGGCUCACCCAUACACCGACCGACAUACCGUAACCCACCAUACGCAUCACCAGUCACUAAACACGAGUGGGCGAGGAGACCGCCUCCAGAAGCAAGCUUUGAGGGCUUGCCCAGCCAAACGACACCCUCGAAGCCGACAGACCAACCACUUUCCAUAUCUACAGCGAAACUCCAUAAGAAACGCUCCAAACCUCGCCUCGCACAAGCCUCUAACCCCCACGGACUUGUACUACCGCGCAGUCCCUACAACAGUCGGCCAUCUGACCCAUACGGCGAGGAUGCACUCCGUUCUAGCGUGAACUCCGCCAAGACGUCGCGCUCCAGCAUCGAGCAAGCGAGUGGGACAGAACGAAGUAGCGUUUUGACUAAGAGCAGCUCCAUUACCGAUUUAUCUCCGGAUACGCCAGAUGGUUCAUAUGAGAAAGAUGAAGGAAUGAGUGUCGAAGAUGCCAUUUCCAUGUACUUGGACGGGUUUAGUGACGUGACAGAAGAGCCGGCGUCACCAGAUUUUAUAGAAGACAGCAAACUUAGAUCGUUGAGUCCGCUACCCCCGGCGGAGUUUGUACUAGACGACGACCGUGCUCCCAGCACUGAACCGAAUUUGCAUUAUAUCAGCGAUUUUCCACCAACACCACCUACGAUUUCACAGUUGAACACACCAGACAAUGAUGUUUUGCGCAAACAAUACUUUGAAGAAGCGCACGAAGAAGAAAAUCCGCUAGACCCUCCUAAUGGGCCUAUAGCCACACUUCUGCAGCAAGCGCCAGCACCAAAUCCCUCACAGUUGAACCCACAAGGUCAGAACUUGUUGGACAAGCAAUUUCUAGGAGAGGGCCGUCCAUAUGAGAAUUCGGUGGAUGAAUCUUUACAUGAGUCUCUAGAUGAGCCUAUAAACGACCAUUUGGACAAGCCUCCCGAAAAACCUCUUGAGCCGACCUCUCCAACUCAACCGCCUCCCACACCUCACUCCGUUGAAACCAAGGUCGAGCUCCCAGGAAUUGUGCCUCCGCCAUUGGCCAUCGCCACGGAGACGAGAGACUGCUAUGGGUUUCGGAAAGCCACAAGUUACGUUACUAUCCAGCAGUACGAGGCCUGGAGCGCUUCGUACGCCGACUUCGCUGCUAAUCGCCGAGUAAAAUGGGCUGAGCUAUUUCGCGAAAACGGGCUACCACCUACCAACCCGACGACCUUUCCACCAAAGUCGCCCAAGGUAAAACGUUUCGUAAGGAAAGGAAUCCCUCCCGAGCUUCGAGGCGCGGCGUGGUUCUGGUACGCUGGAGGCUUCGAGCAGCUUAACCGAAAUCCGGGGUUGUAUGACCAGCUCGUCCAACAAGCGAUGGAAUCUCCAAGCAACGACGACAAGGAGCACAUCGAGCGUGAUUUGCACCGAACUUUCCCUGACAAUAUUCAUUUUAAACCGGAGCAAACUGGACAACCUGGCCUUGACGGUGGCAGCUCAGGGAGCUCUGUCACAGUUGAAACAGAAAUGAUUCGAUCUCUGCGGCGGGUGCUCUAUGCGUUUGCCCUUCAUAACCCCCAGAUUGGCUAUACGCAGUCACUCAAUUUUAUCACCGGGCUAUUUCUGCUUUUCCUGCCCGAGGAGAAGGCGUUUUGGAUGCUACAUAUUGUCACAUCGACAUAUCUUCCCAACACGCACGAAAUCAGCCUUGAGGGCGCCAAUGUAGAUCUUUGGAUUCUCAUGGUUCUUCUGAAAGAGUCGUUACCGAAUGUUUACAACAAAAUUGCGGACACGGGAACCUCCAAAAGAAGCGCUCCGCUUUCGGUGAACUCACGACUUCCUGACAUUACUCUCGGCCUAACAAACUGGCUAAUGUCUGUCUUUAUUGGCACGCUACCUCUCGAAACGAUGUUGCGCGUGUGGGACGUGUUCUUCUACGAAGGAUCUAAAACAUUUUUCCGUGUCUCGAUGUCGAUAUUUAAAGCUUGCGAGAAGGAUAUAAUGGCCGUGUCGGACCCAAUGGAAGUUUUCCAGGUGGUACAGACAGUGCCCAAGAAAUUGCUGGAUGCCAACGUUUUACUCGACGGAAGUUUCACAAGGCGGAACCGCGUUGGUCAAGGUCGCAUCGAAGAACUGAGGGCAGCUCGACGGGCGGCAGUUCGGCAGGACAAGCUGCGACGAUCGCAAGCUAUGACCAAGGGCCAGCUCCAUGCAGCAACAGACGAGUGGCCGACGCGAUCUCGGACCCCAAUCCCUGGAAUCGAGCGCACAUUCGCUGAUUCUUGGCGCCAAAUGAGGAACCAUGCAUUCCGGUGA